Messenger RNA from Schizosaccharomyces osmophilus, 2643 nucleotides. It is a transcript of the gene pof6, whose product is annotated as F-box protein Pof6. The record is from RefSeq and is a predicted model, not a curated record. Gene Ontology annotation, cellular component: cytoplasm; exocyst. Gene Ontology annotation, biological process: exocytosis; Golgi to plasma membrane transport. The transcript is spliced from 2 exons. Gene Ontology annotation, molecular function: protein binding. Bases 1 to 2643 code for a protein of 880 amino acids. Lineage: Eukaryota; Fungi; Ascomycota; Schizosaccharomycetes; Schizosaccharomycetales; Schizosaccharomycetaceae.
AUGAAGGGUUCUGAAGCUCGUGAAAAUGCGUUAAGAAAAAUACGUAAAAAGCUAUUAAGUCGUCAAAAUUACCAAACGGGUGCGCUGUACGGAAAGCUAACAAUCAACAUCUAUUUGCGAAUUUUCUCACUUGUUGGGACUGUAGACUUGUGCAAUUGCCAUUUAGUAUGCAAGAAAUUUUAUGAAUUAUGUCGCUCAAACACCAUCUAUAUAAAAAAGCUACUUUCGAUGGAGGCAUGGGACACUGCGUUGUCGAAGUCAUUAUACUUAGAAUCUAGAAGUGGGGGAAUGUCCAGUGAAGGAAUGUCGAGUAGUGUUGAAAAGACCAAGGGUUCACAAAGUGAAAGUACUUCUAGUUACGGUGCUAUGGAGAAAUCGAUUGGAACAUUACCACAUUCUUUGUUAGGCACACUGCCAGAAAACGAAACGUCUUUACCAAUAGCGGUCGAUUACUAUACACCACAAGGUAGAGAAGAUGUGAUGCAUGUAUUCGACAGAGUUAGUCACCGAAUUGAAAUGGCGCGACUAGAUUACAUUCGUGUUUGGAGAACACUAGCUCCAAUGUACCGAAAUUUGGCCUACGCUAGUAAUACAUUAGACCCGAUAGCUUUUUCUUCCUUCCAAACGCCGGAAGAACAAGCUAUUGUCUUAAAGUUUUUACUUCGAUUUGGUAACUCUAAACCUUACGGAUGGCUUGACUCAUCUAUGCAGAAUGCAAUUUUAGAUAUGGCCGUUUUGUUUGAGCAGGCUUGCCUAGAUGAGUUAGCGCUCGGUAUAGAUUCCCGAAACUUGGAGCUUGUUUCCCAAUUUUCACAUGUACUGCAUGAUUUUUCCAAGCCAAGUGUGUAUGUUCAAUUAUACAUGUCAAAGCAUAGAGAUUAUCUACAAUCGUACUUUCAAUUUGACCCAUACAGUCUUUUUACUAUGAAUUCCGACAAUGAGCGCUCACAAAUUCAAUGGGGAAUCCUUGAGAAUGUAAUCAGCGAGACAAUCAAGUUACUUACAUCAGAAUAUGCUUUUACUUCAGCAUCUUUUCCCGUCUCUGAGCUCGUUGAAAUUCCAUAUGCAAGAGAAAUCGUUGGGAACUCCUUUAAAAAUUAUGUUACUUCGAUCGUUGAGCAUAUAGGCGAUGAGGAAGGUGAUUUGUAUUUGAUCUUUAUUUCUGGCCUUUAUCGUCUAUGUAAGCGUUUGUUUGAUAUUCCUUAUGGUUCCCUACUUGUAGACACCAUCUUUCAAUCUCAAAUUGAUAUAUAUAUUUCCCAGGAGCUACAUAAUUUCAAGAUUGUCGCACAAUCUGUGGUAGAUCAAUGGGACAUGUCUAUACGAGAAAAGGAAGGUGCUACUGAGUCUUUCUUUUUCAGGAAUGUCGGUCAAAACACUGCAAAGAAUAAUUUCUUGGAAACUUUCAAGAACGUUAUGCUGCUUCCUGUUUCCUUGUUUUCUUUCCCUUCUGAAAACAAUGAGCAAACAAACUCAAGUCGGCAAGAUCAAAUUUCUAAAAAACCUGAUUUGUAUGAUGGUUUGGAUAAUCUAGAUCCCUCAAGAUUUGUGCCGUCAAACGUAUAUGUUUCGCAAGAUCAAUUAUCACAUCUGCCUACUACAGAGUUGGCAGCCCAGGCUGCCGUUUUGGAUUCAAAAUUGGAAGGUAUAAGUAACAUGUUCAGUUUAGAACUUGCCUUAAAAAUAGUGCAUUUAUGUAAAAUCAGUCUUGCUCGAUCCAAAAUUUUCCUUGGCAUCUCAAACAGCCAAGAUGAAGAUAUCCAAGCUUUGCAGAAAGACCUCUUUGUUCAGUUAUUGAGACAAUUGGGCCAAGGGCAUCUUAAACAUGGAUUCGACCGAGCUAUCGAACAUCUAUCUUUGUUCGAUCCUAGAAAAGACUUUUCUAAUAAUACCGUUGAACCUAUUGUUAAAUUUCUUGAGCUCAUCACCGUUGGUGAUAUGAUCCAGCAAAUGAUGGACACCUUCUAUAAUGAAGAAAUGAGUUCAAUCUGCGUUCGAGAUGAUAUGUUUGAUCCGGCGAUUGCCGAAAAAAAAAAAUUUGAACAACUGUUGGAUGAAAGAGCUGCAUUUGGUCUACAUAAAGGAAUUGAUGUCAUUAUCGAGCAUGUUGACUUCUUGCUGGAAUCGAAGACGCCUAUAAACUAUUUCUCCCCUCAGUCUAUUGGUCUUACAAAUACGAUGGUUGAACCCUCGGUGGCAGCGAAAAGUAUUACUCAAUUUUUGCGUACUCAUAUGAAGCUUCUAGUGGGCUGUACAGAUCAUGAGAUCUUGGACUUAUUCUACAAAGAGAUAGGAAUGCGUUUAUUCAAUUCAUUGACCCGUUAUAUAAAGCAACGUAAAUUUACUGUUGAAGGAGGGUUGAUGCUUUUGAGUGAUUUAAACGUCUAUUACGAGUUUGUGGUUUCAUUGAAACAGCGUGCAUUGUUACCUUACUUCAGGGCUUUAAAAGAAAUUGCACAUUUAUUCAUUAUUGAUGGCAAGAAUGCAGAAGAGAUUGGAAAACUAGCAACUGACAACUCUCGUUUUUCUACUGCGUUCCACACAGAAGAAGUUUACGAAUUCAUUCAUUGCCGAAUUGAUUGGCUCAGCAUAAAGUAUCAAGUUGACAAGGUUAUUCAUGGUUUGGCUUGCUGUAUUAUGUGA